CCACCGGCGGCGGCCGAGUCGCGCUCCGAUUGGCCGAGCCGCGUCACGUGACCCGAGCAGGCUUCGGCGUUGUCCGUUACUCUCUUGUCGCCGCUCCGUCGCAUUUGGCGGGUCCGCUCUGCGUUGCUUGGUCCCUCGUAGAACACAGUUGCACAAUGGCUGGUGGUAAAGCUGGAAAGGACUCCGGUAAGGCUAAGGCCAAAGCCGUCUCUCGCUCAGCGCGGGCGGGUCUGCAGUUCCCUGUUGGUCGUAUCCACAGGCAUUUGAAGAACAGGACAACGAGUCAUGGACGUGUUGGCGCUACAGCAGCUGUUUACAGUGCAGCCAUUCUGGAGUACUUGACUGCUGAGGUCCUUGAGUUGGCUGGCAACGCCUCCAAAGAUUUGAAGGUGAAGCGUAUUACACCCCGUCACUUGCAGCUUGCCAUCAGAGGAGACGAAGAAUUGGAUUCCCUCAUCAAAGCCACCAUUGCGGGUGGUGGUGUCAUCCCUCACAUCCACAAGUCCCUGAUUGGAAAGAAGGGUUCGCAGAAACCUGCUUAAACCUAUUCCCUAAUUCGGAGGACAAGUCACCAGUGUUUGUGCUUUUUCCCCUUUCCGACCAUUCUGUGACGGUUACCUUACUCAGUUUGGCUGAAUCCAGAAUCUGGAAUCAUCAAUUUGACUUCGGACAAAUAUUUAUUUGGAAAGGGGCAGAGUUUGCAUGAAAUGUGUUCUGUAGAGGAUAUGUUAAAUAUCUUAUUAUCCUCACCUUAUUAGUGUUUUAUAUUUCAUAUUUUGUGUGUCAGAAUGUUUGAAUUUAUAUGAGAGUCAAAUGAAUGUGAGGUGUGUUUGUGCUUACCAAGCAGCUUGGUUCUUAUGUGCCUGAUUUCUGGCAAGUAUGUGUGUAGUGUGACUGACGCGUGAUGUCAUUAUCAUUUGUGAAUUUUUCAUUAUUUACAUCCCUUCUUAGGUGUGUACUCAAGCUUCAUGUAUAUUGUGGUUGAAUGAAAUGUGGACUUCAA
Molecule: messenger RNA, 1003 nt
Organism: Thrips palmi
Lineage: Eukaryota; Metazoa; Arthropoda; Insecta; Thysanoptera; Thripidae
Gene: His2Av
Product: histone H2A.V
Exons: 5
Coding region: 156-542 (128 amino acids)
Cellular component (GO): nucleosome
Molecular function (GO): DNA binding; protein heterodimerization activity; structural constituent of chromatin
Source: RefSeq, a predicted model, not a curated record